Sardina pilchardus (European sardine) is the source of this 6582-nucleotide messenger RNA. RefSeq names its product syntaxin 16 (gene stx16). Gene Ontology annotation, biological process: vesicle fusion; intracellular protein transport; vesicle-mediated transport. The transcript has 8 exons. Bases 4022 to 4834 code for a protein of 270 amino acids. The record is from RefSeq and is a predicted model, not a curated record. Gene Ontology annotation, cellular component: SNARE complex; endomembrane system; membrane. NCBI's taxonomy places the organism in Eukaryota, Metazoa, Chordata, Actinopteri, Clupeiformes, Clupeidae. Gene Ontology annotation, molecular function: SNARE binding; SNAP receptor activity.
AGUAGACAUGGCAACUAGGCGUCUGACAGAUGCUUUCUUAUUAAUGCGGAACAAUGCAAUCCAAAACCGGCAGAUUUUGGCUGAGCAAGUGAGUACCCACGAACCCCGUCGUACUCUGAGUACACGUAGCAAUGCUGCGGUGAGUCUAAUGUUAAUCGUCUGGAUCGUUUUGAUUUCAUGUGUUUUAGUUCGCUAGCUAAUCUGUUGGCUAGCAAAACCAAUAGUUUGUUGUUUGAAGCUGGAUAGUCUAGCUGUUAGCUAACAAAUAUUGGUUGUGGUUGGUGUGCACUGAGUGACGUUUGUCUACCUGAUUUUAUCCUAGCCUGCUAGCAAGUCCAGUCUGAUAGAUGUGUCUAGCUGGUGUUAAUUUGGCUAGGAAACCCACAUCAAUUAGACUGGAAACUAGCAGAGCCUCAAACAAACCCACAACUCCUGCGGUCCAUUUCCCAUCGGCUUGCCAUUUUGCCAUCACUUCAGUGUUGGGCAAAUGUUAAAAAUAUGAUCAUCACCGAUUAACAUCUCUAACCAUCAUACCCACGAAAUCGCAUGAUUCAGUCUCAUCGGAGUCGCACUAACACGACUGUCAGGAGCAGGUCGAAUGGGUCAUCGCAGAAAUGUGGGUUGUUGUCUGUAGUAGACCUGCUGUAGAGUCACUAGCGUCAGCUUAAGCAGCCACAACUGAACCGAUCAACCAAAACGUUCAUAAUCAGUCACCGGGCAGAAACACACAGCGGAGAGUUGGAUCAGUUACUCAAGAUAGCAUUUACAUGGAGCUCAAUUAUCAGGCAUUACUAGCAUAUUUCCCAGAGAUGUUCUCCAGGUAAAGCUGGUUGCAGGCACCUGGAAUGGAUUACUGAGUGAGCCUACUGGUCCCACGCUUAGGGCCCCUGAAGCCCAAAGCCCUGUGUGCAGGUACUACGAUAUUCCCCAGCCCUGAUAUCUGAAAAGGGCCCCUGAGCCAAAUAACAGGUAUUAUGGUAUGUGCUACGUCUCAAUAGGGCCCCUCAAUCAUAUUCUUUCACACAAACAUACUGGCGUUUGUGGGCGUUUUGAGCGGUAACCCGGCAUGCCAUGCUGUUGGAGGUUCAAACAAACGCUGCAUCACCAUUGAAAUCAAGUAGGGAAUUCACAUUGAAAUCAUGUAGGAAAUUCACAUUAAAAUCAAGUAGGGAAUCCACAUUGAAAUCAUAUAGGAAAUUCACAUUGAAAUCCUAUAGGAAAUUCACAUUGAAAUCAUGUAGGAAAUUCACAUUGAAAUCGCAUAGGAAAUUCAAUAUUGUCUGCACCUCCAAGUGGUCCGUGACGCAAGUUUGUGUGAUCGAAUACAAUGGGUUAUGUUAUUCACCCCUGAUCUCUGAAUGGGGCUCCUCAGUGAAAUAGCACAGGUUUCACUACUGCCCAUGGCAGGCACGUUGGGUUGUCUGUGGAGGGGGUCUAUCAGAUCUCCUGCCCAGAGAGCGGGAGGGUAACAUUGGUGCAUUAUGGCCCAUGGAGUUUACAUUGGUAUGGCCCGUGUAGGUUACAUUGGUAUGGCCCGUGUAGGUUACAUUGGUAUGGCCCGUGUAGGUUAUUACAGUUUACAUUGGUAUGGCCCGUGUAGGUUAUUACAGUUUACAUUGGUAUGGCCCGUGUAGGUUAUUACAGUUUACAUUGGUAUGGCCCGUGUAGGUUAUUACAGUUUACAUUGGUAUGGCCCGUGUAGGUUACAUUGGUAUGGCCCGUGUAGGUUAUUACAGUUUACAUUGGUAUGGCCUGUGGAGUUCUAAUGUAUCUGUAGUUCAGGUGGAACUGCUGUUUUGGCGUAGUUAGUGUGUGUUGAUGCACCUGGUGUUCAGUCUGACUCUCAGUGGCCCUCAGCACAUGUGAUUGGCCGUUGGCAGUGUAUCCUGAACACCUUCAGCACAUGUGAUUGGCCAUUGGCAGUGUAUCCUGAACACCUUCAGCACAUGUGAUUGGCCGUUGGCAGAGUAUCCUGCACACCUUCAGCACAUGUGAUUGGCCGUUGGCCGUGUAUCCUGAACACCUUCAGCACAUGUGAUUGGCCGUUGGCAGUGUAUCCUGAACACCUUCAGCACAUGUGAUUGGCCGUUGGCCGAGUAUCCUGAACACCUUCAGCACAUGUGAUUGGCCGUUGGCAGAGUAUCCUGAACACCUUCAGCACAUGUGAUUGGCCGUUGGCCGAGUAUCCUGAACACCUUCAGCACAUGUGAUUGGCCGUUGGCAGUGUAUCCUGAGCACCUUCAGCACAUGUGAUUGGUCGUUGGCCGUGUAUCCUGAACACCUUCAGCACAUGUGAUUGGCCGUUGGCCGUGUAUCCUGAACACCUUCAGCACAUGUGAUUGGCCGUUGGCAGUGUAUCCUGAACACCUUCAGCACAUGUGAUUGGCCGUUGGCCGAGUAUCCUGAACACCUUCAGCACAUGUGAUUGGCCGUUGGCAGAGUAUCCUGAACACCUUCAGCACAUGUGAUUGGCCGUUGGCCGAGUAUCCUGAACACCUUCAGCACAUGUGAUUGGCCGUUGGCAGUGUAUCCUGAGCACCUUCAGCACAUGUGAUUGGUCGUUGGCCGUGUAUCCUGAACACCUCUGCAAAGCACAGUCUCACAGUUAGCGCCGUACAGUUAGCCGUCCCCGUGUUGUUUUAGCACAAAUAUAGAACACAGAUUUGUCUGUUUUGCAUGAUUUUGUGUAAUAGUGUGUGUGUGCGUGUGCAUAAUAGUUUUGCAUGGCUUUGUGUGUGUGUGUGUGUCUCUUGUGCUGCUGCUUGGUGGUUGUGUUUGGCUUGUUUGUCUAGCUUGCUUGCGUUCAUGUGAAAGUGGUUGGACGUGUGACGUGGUGAUUACACACUCCAGUUCAGCAGCUGUGUGUGUGUGUGUGUGUGUGUGUGUGUGUGUGUGUGUGUGAGCGAGUGACGUGGUGAGUACACACUCCAAUUCAGCAGCUCUGUGUGUGUGACGUGAUUACACACACCCUCUCUCUCCCGGUGUAUGACUGACUGGGUGGGUGUGUGUGUGUGUGUGUAUAAGACAGAGAGAGAAGCUCUCUCUUCUCCACACACAUUCCAGAGAAAAUGUGCAUUCAGGAGCUGAGAGCUCACUCCCUGUGUGUGUGUGUGUGUGUGUGUGUGUGUGUGUGUGUGUGUGUGUGUGUGUGUGUGUGUGUGUGUGUGUGUGUGUGUGUGUGUGUGUGUGUGUGUGUGUGUGUGUGUGUGUGUGUGUGUGUGUGUGUGUGUGUGUGUGUGUGUGUGUGUGUGUGUGUGAGUGAAAGAGAGAGAGCGCUGCCUCUGCGCUGCUCUGAGCUGUGGAGCGGAGAACAGAAACCCGACCCGCCAAUCAUAGCUCAACUGCCUGGUAACCGUGGUAACUAGGUUUAGGACCGACAAGCAAUUUAAUUACAGAAGUUCCUGAGUCUGCCCUGAACUGAAAGGCAUGUUGUUAUUUUGUUCCAUUUGUUCAUGGUUCAGUCAGAAGACAAUAAACACUCCAUCGUUAACUCAAACAGGGACCUCCUAACCUGAGAUGAGAUUCUUCAAUGAGUUAGGAUUUGCUAUAUGAAAACAGACAAAGACAAUGAGACAAAUCUAGUCCUCUUGAGAAAAAGCCUUAUCUUCUGCUGGCUAUCUAAGCUGGAGACUUCCGACUUAAGAAAAGAGGCAGUUUCUGUACUCCCGCCCCUGAUCCAGGGCCAGCCGUGUGUGUGUGUGUGUGUGUGUCCAGUGUUAGGCCUGAUCAGCUGAGUUUGGACAUCUCACAUUCUGUCUGUGUGUACAUGACUGACUUCCAUGGGGCUCACCUGUGUGUGUGUAAAUCACGGUCUCUUCCUGGGAGCUCACCUGCUUUCCUUCACAUCCUGUGUGUGUGUGUGCGUGCGUGCGUGCGUGCGUGCGUGUGUGUAUAAAUCACGGUCUGUUGCUGGGAGCUCACCUGCUGUCCUCUCCUUCCCUCUUGCCUCUGAUUCUGCUCUCUGGACCGAUCUGCUGCUCUGGGCCAAUCACGUCAGGAGCUGGACGAGGCUGAUGACCGCAUGGCGCUGGUGUCGGGGAUCAGUCUGGACCCGGAGGCUGCCAUCGGCGUCACCAAGAGACUGCCCCCCAAAUGGACCGAAGGGGUGGACGAGAUCCAGUAUGAGUUGACGCGUAUCCGGCAGAAGAUGAAGGAGUUGGCCAGUCUGCACGACAAGCACAUGAACCGGCCCACACUGGACGACAGCAGCGAGGAGGAGCACGCCAUCGAGAUCACCACCCAGGAGAUCACACAGAUGUUCCACCGAUGCCAGCGGGCGGUGCGUGGGCUACAGGCGCGCUGUGGUCACUGCACUCAGCAGGAGGAGCGGGUGUUGCGCAACGUCGUGUCUUCCCUCGCCCAGAGCCUCCAGGACCUGUCCACUACCUUCAGACACACACAGUCCAGCUACCUCAAACGUAUGAAGAACCGUGAGGAACGAUCGAAGCACUUCUUCGACUCCGGUCCGUUGAUGGAGGAAGAUGAGGAUCUGGCACUUUAUGACAGAGGCUUCACCGAUGACCAGCUGGUGCUCGUGGAGCAGAACACGGUGAUGGUGGAGGAACGCGAGCGGGAGAUCCGGCAGAUCGUCCAGUCCAUCUCCGACCUCAACGAGAUCUUCAGAGACCUGGGCGGCAUGGUGGUGGAGCAGGGGACGGUGCUGGACCGGAUCGACUUUAACGUGGAGCAGGCCUGCUUUAAGACCGAGGACGGCCUGAAGCAGCUGCAGAAGGCGGAACAGUACCAGAAGAAGAACCGCAAGAUGCUGGUCAUCCUGAUCCUCUUCGUCAUCGUCGUCGUCCUCAUCCUCAUUUUGUUUUUCACCAAGUUUUAGCUCACAUUCCGAAGUGUGUGUGUGUGCGUGUGUGUCUGUGGGUGUGUGGGGGCCUAAUCUUUGCUCCAAUCAGGAUUGCUUGUCUGUACAACACUCCCGAGAGAAGAGUGAUAAAGUGUGUGUGUGUGUGUGUGUGUGUAGAACACUAUCAGCAGACCAUCUCCAAGGUUCCCAUGGUGACAGAGCAAGUGAAAACUUCCAGUGCAAUGGAAUCCCCCCAAAACACACACUCCCCCCCCCCCCCCCCCCCCUUCUGUGUCUUCGAUGGGUCCGUAAAGCUGCACAGAUUCCCAUUCCCAACUGACUAUUGCUCUUUUUGCCUUGGAAAGCACAUCGUUGAUUCACUAAGCUUUAGCUGUCGUGUGUGUGUGUGUGUGUGUGUGUGUGUGCGUGCGUGCGUGCGUGCGCGCGCGCGCGCGUGCGUGUGUGUGUGUGUGUGUGUUGCUCGCGCUACCCCCUGCAGGACAAUGGUAACACAACUUUAUCUGACUGCCGCUUGCAUGAGAGGGCCAGUGCUGUCAGACUACCCCCGUAUCUCUGACCUGUGUGUGUGUGUGUGUGUGUGUGUGUGUGUGUGUGCUCCUUUGUUGGCUCUGGGCCAAUGCAGAUCUCUCCUGCAGUAGAGAGUGUGUGUGUGUGUGUGUCAGAUCUCUCCUGCAGUAGAGAGUGUGUGUGUGUGUGUGUGUGUGUUUGUCAGAUCUCUCCUGCAGUAGAGUGACGGCAGUGGCACUUUAUCUUCACGUCCUUGCAAUCUCCUCCGGCACUACCCAUACUGACCACCAGAGGGGCACAGACUGCACUCCCCAUACUGACCACCAGAGGGGGCAACAGACUGCACUCCCCAUACUGACCACCAGAGGGGGGCACAGACUGCACUCCCCAUACUGACCACCAGAGGGGGCCAGAGACUGCCCUCUGACAGCAUGAACAUGAACAUGAACUUGAGGAGCCGCUGUGUGUCUGCUGAUCUCUCUGUGCUUUUGGACCUUUUCUGUCGUCGUGGUUUUGACAUGCACCUUCAGGCCGGCCUCUGAUUGGACGUCGGCUCUCGCGUGUGGCCUGCUCUCAGACUCUUCUGUGUUGCCGUGGAUACUACUGUCUCCUGUAAAAUAUGAAGUCAUUAUUUAUUUUAAAGUGUACAAAUUGUGAAGAUUGUAUCAGGGGUGAUGUCUAUGGUUUGAGAGGUGUGUGUGUGUGUGUGGGGGGGGGGGGGAUGUAUGAUACUCCUCCACAAUCAAGUCCACCAACGUUCUGUCUUAAAUUCUAUUCUGUAUCUCUGUCAUGUUUGUUUCCUUCUUUUGUAAUCUGAAACAUUCUGUCUGCUGUUUGAAGACUGUGUCCUAUACCAGGGCUGCUGUGUGAAGACUGUGUCCUAUACCAGGGCUGCUGUUUGAAGACUGUGUCCUAUACCAGGGCUGCUGUUUGAAGACUGUGUCCUAUACCAGGGCUGUCCUACUCCGUUUGAUCAAGUCGUUUUCCGCGGGAAGGAGAGGCUGCAUCGUGUAGUGAUGAUCGCUGUGUAUCAUCAGUGACAUCACUGGCGUCUGUGUGCAGAUGGUAUCUGCGGGGCGAAGAAACGGCAGUCGCCCCGAGUGAUUCUGUAUGGACCCUUCAGUCGCCCCGAGUGAUUCUGUAUGGACCCUUCAGUCGCCCCGAGUGAUUCUGUAUGGACCCUUUAGCGGUGGCAAGGGGCGUCGGGGUUAUGACAUGUAUGGAGGAAGAUUUUUCAGAAUAAACAUGAAAUGGUU